CUCGGCUUCGACUGCGCGCUUAAGCCGGCGCCGGCGCCCUACGCCGGCGGCGCGCCCGCAGACCUCAACACGCCCGUCACCACGUCGGAUCUGCCGGCCUUCUUCCCGAGUCUGCUCGAACCUCCUCCUAUAUCAGGUACUUUGCCAGGCGAUGAGUUGUCGCUAGGAUGUUCGCCACGCCGCCACAAGCACGAGGCGUCGCUGUCGCCGGGCGCGCGCGCGGAGGACGCGAGCAACGCGUCCAGCGCCAGCGCGUCGCUGUACGGGCCGCCGCUGGGCGGCAAGCGCGCGCCCUCGCCGGCGCUGCAGUGGCUGCUGCCGUCCGGCCCCGGCCCGGGCAGCGUCGACAAGUACUUCCAGCAGGAGUACGAGGAGCGCGUCGAGCUGCUGCCGCCCGAGUGCCAGGCCGCGUACUGCCCGCCGGCGCAGGCGUGCGCGCCGCAGCACUGCGACUACCGGCAGCAGCCGCAGCCGCCGCCGCAGCACUCGUGGGACGCGCAGGAGUACGCCGUGCCGCAGCCGGCGCCCGGCCCCUCGGGCGUGCCCAAGCGCGAGCCGUACCCCAGCCCCGCCGGCGACAACAGGCCCGUGCAGCUCGCCGAGUACAACCCGUCCACGAGCAAGGGCCACGAGAUCCUGUCCCAAGUGUACCAGCAGAGCGCGCAGCCGUUGCGCCUGGUCGCCGUCAAGCCGCGCAAAUACCCCAAUCGGCCGAGCAAGACGCCGGUCCACGAGCGCCCGUACGCGUGCCCGGUGGAGGGCUGCGACCGGAGGUUUUCGAGGUCGGACGAGCUGACGAGGCACAUCCGCAUCCACACGGGGCAGAAGCCGUUCCAGUGCCGCAUCUGCAUGCGAUCGUUCAGUCGGUCGGACCACUUGACGACGCACGUGCGGACGCACACCGGCGAGAAGCCGUUCGCCUGCGACGUGUGCGGGCGCAAGUUCGCGCGCUCGGACGAGAAGAAGCGGCACGCCAAGGUGCACCUGAAGCAGCGGCUGAAGCGCGAGCGCGGCGGCGGCCCGGCGCACCCGCACGAGCCGCACGCGCUCUAGCCCGCGGCCCCCGCGCCCGCCGCCGCGCCCUCGCCCGCACAUUCCAGUGGCGACGAGCCCGCGGUCUCCGCACCGGCGGAUCAAUGAACUCUAUAAUUUUCACGUUGAAGUUAUCAAAUAAUUUCAUCGCAUAGGUGUAAAAAAAUUGUCUUUAACGAAGCUUUAUUAACUCUACAUUUGUAAAUUCACCGAAAUUUAUAUAUCUUUUUAUACAUAUUUGUAACUAUUAUGAUAGAAACGAUUGACUCGAUGUAUUUAUUUUAAUUAGAUAGGAUAAUCGAAUGAACUAGACUGGGAACAAAUAUAAAUACGAAGCGAUGUGGCCUAAAGCGUCCAGCGCGACGGACGACGAGGCGCUGCCUCUCGACGCUGACGCAGCGCUGACACAUAUCUUUCUGUCUGACGAUAGUCUUGUAAGAAUUCAUACGUUUCUCAGAUUGUUAUCGACCGUAAGGUCAAGUUCAUGUGUGUGCAUAGAGGUGAUCGUUACGAAGUGAUAGGUAUGUACUAGGCCUAUUUGCUGAGAAUGUACCUAGGUGUGUUUGGAAAGUGUUUGCCAUCCGCUAUUAUAAUAGAGUUUUAGAUUAACGAGCGUAGAUAGGUAUUGUUUAUAAUUUUAAAAUGUUUACCUUCUAUUGGUGUUAAACGUAACCGUGGCAAACAUUAUCCGAAUGAGAUUACCUUCUUAUAGGUAGGUAUAUUUAUUAGGGACGUAUUUAAUGUUCUUUAUACUUGACGAAACUAACGUGAAACUGUGCCAUUCAUUUAACUUUACGACGUGCCACGGCAAUUUUAUUUAAUACUAAGUGUAACACGACUGCUGAUUAAGUGAUAAUUAAUUAUUAUAAAUAUUUUGUUGUAAUAUUUCUAGUCGAAGAUGUGGGUGUGAGAAUGUCGACUACCGUUUGCCCUCAUCCAUCAGCCUGGAACCCAUUUCUCUAACUUUCGACAGCUGCUGUCAUCAUCUUCUUGCUCAAAUGUUUAUUGAACAAAAUUUGCUCAAGUCUAUCUCUUCUCUAUUACUUGGGGCCGACUGUCGGUCCACACUGAGAUUAACGCUCUCCGGCCUUGUUCCUUUCGCACUCGUUAUCCUCUUACUUCACUUCAUUAUGUUUCCCAGUGGUAUAAAUAUAAUAUACAUAAUUUUAACAUUUUUGUAAUUAGACUAAUUUAGUAAAAAUAGUUUGUAGGAUUUAAAUUAUGAUCUCUUAAUCAUUAUUAAUUAUUUGCAAUUAUAGCGAAGGCCCCUUAUUUAUAAUACUCAUAGGUUUCUGUAUAGAUUAUAAAUAUCGCGUAGAUAAGUAAAUCGCAGCUUAAGUUUGAAUUACGGCUACUAUUAUUAUCUAAAGGAGAUUGGCAAGUUUGGACCACAAAAUCUUGGCAAGGACGAACUUCUUGACAGUUUUACCAAACAAAGAGCAUUUUUGCAUGCUAAUUUAUAAUCAAAAAUACUGAUACAGAAUUUUUUAAAUCCCCGUUAUAGGCAUAUAUGAAAAAGUCUUUUUUUAUAAUACCUUUGUCUGAUUUCCAAUGAACUAAUCAGAAAAUCUGAAAGUAAAUUGUUCUUAUAUCAUUUGUUUUCGAUUUGUCAUUGUGCUUAUGUACCUACCUACGUAUGCUUGCUCUGGUACUUUAAUUGUUGUGGCCCAAUUUCCCGCAGAAACUUGCCAAUCGCCUUUUUGUGCAACUAUUUUUUGUGAUGUUGUUAGGUCGAUGAGCGCUUGAGCAGUCACAGGUCAUUCGUCAUUUUUAUCGUCUCUUGCUUAUUAUAGAAAUGAGUAGGAUAGCACAAAUGAUUUACAAGUUGUCAGUUAAUUUACGAGAAUAAUCUAAGUAUAACAAAAAUGCCUUCAACUUAAGAACACGGUUGUUCAAUAGAACGUUAUUUAUUAAAUAAAAAAAUGUUAACUUACUCGUAGCUGGUUAAAUAAAUACAAACUAACGUUGAUACAAAUACAGGGGAUACCUACUUACCACUUCAACAAACAAAACAAAAAGUAGAAAAUUGCAACAGGGUGGGCCUUUCGGGUAAUGUAGGUACGAUUGUUAUGAAUUUAGGAUAUCUGACAAUAAUAUAACUAACUCUUGCGCCUAUAUUUCUAACUGAGCACUAAAGGGAAUGGCGGUUACUUCGCGGAAAGAGUUUGUAACCCCUCCCCACUGAUGUUGCAUGAUAUUGAUGCGACAUAAAAUUUAAUUCACAAUACAAACCGCCAGUUUAAAUCGUUGCUCUACAGUCUACAAUCUACAUACCAAAACAAAUUUUGGGAGUACAAAAACCAGGUAGUUUCUUACAGCUCAGUGCUUUAUUUAACGAUUUAUCUAAACCUAUUGUGAAUUUAUUUUUAUAUGUUUUUAUCUUGUAAAAGUUACUCAAAUUAUGUUUCUUUUCCGUUUAUUUAACGUAGAAACAUGCUUUUCACAGCUCUACGAAUGGUCUGCUUUCCGUUGCACACAAUAUAGUGAGAUGAAAUUUUAAUAAAAAGCUCUAACAUGAAGUCUCCCGCGAAUGCAACGAACGCACGAGAUUGCACGCUCCUUUAAACAAUAUACCGGGUGAGAAUGUGGUGUGCGAGUUUAUAAUGUUUUACUACUGUUUAGAAGAGACGUGGUCUCAGUUAGGCAAGGCUAGCGUAGAUAGGUUUUAAUAAAGUGUAAUUCAUGUUAGUUAAACGAGUGACAAUUGAAACGGAGAAGACUAAAUUCUUACAUUUAUGUAAUGUUGCAUCGCGUUGAUGUUAUUAAUAUACGAUUUGUAAUAAGAAAUACGUAAUUAAAUCUCGUACAAUCGUUGGAAAUCUUCUCGGGCCCUGGCGAGUCAGUGUUCUUACAGACAGACGAGCGGCACUUUGUCGACGACAAGUGCCGCCAGGCGUAAGCCACACAUAGUAACAAACCUACGCAGUCACAUAAUUUUUAAUGGCUUCCGAGACGGUCAAGCACAAAGACUUUGCUUGAGUCAAGCAUUUUGACCGUUUACAAAGUUUGCUUGAUGCUUGAGUUUAAGCAUUUAUGACGGUGAUGGAUGCGAUUCCACAUUUUGCUGGACGCGACGUUCGGGCAGUGUUCGAGAAAUGGGAAAAGAGCCGUUUGAUAGAAACACUUUAUUGCACACAAAAACACAUGUAAAGGAUCACAACACAGAAAGAAGAAAAAACAAUUGUGCGCAAAGGCGGCCUUACUGCUUGAAGCAAUCUCUACCAGGCAACCUUUGCUGGCUCAAGCUACUUGAUCAAGCAAAACAAAUCAACGUGCUUGACGUCAAGCCGUUUGACCGUCUCGAAAUCCCGUAAUGCAGCAUGCAGUACUUCGUAGUGUGUAGGUUUGUGAUGUUUGACGCGCCAGAGCCCAAGAAGAUUUGCGGCGAUUGCAGCGGCCGCUCAUUUGCAGAACCAUUAGGGGGAACUUGACUAGUGUCGAAUCGCAAGUUGUGCCGCGCCUAUGAGACUACAUUGUUGACACCUCUGUUAUAUUAACACCUUUGUUGCGGAACUCAUUAUUAUGUAUACCUAAAUACAUUUGAAAUCACUGUUUUAGGUACAAAGUAUUUAAGAGUUUCAUGGUGUUCACCUUAAAGAAUAAGUACGAAUUUUGUGUACUAUUUUUUUUUUCACCUGCGUGAAAGAUGUUGUUGAUGUUCUAAAUUUAAAUAGCUGUAAGCUCUUAAAUUAGGUAUUGUUAAAUCUCACUAAUUUUUACUAAAUUCUAUUUAAUAUAUUUUGUAAAUACACUCCGACUAAAUUUGAAUUUAAUGUGUAUAUAAGAGAAAAAUGAAAUUUUUAUUUAAUAUGAAAAUUCACCUAAGGACCUAAGGUGCGAAAAAUACAAAUUGUUGAAAACUUGA
Messenger RNA from Maniola jurtina (meadow brown), 4897 nucleotides. RefSeq names its product early growth response protein 3 (gene sr). The record is from RefSeq and is a predicted model, not a curated record. NCBI's taxonomy places the organism in Eukaryota, Metazoa, Arthropoda, Insecta, Lepidoptera, Nymphalidae. The coding region runs from base 168 to 1187 and encodes 339 amino acids. Gene Ontology annotation, biological process: regulation of transcription by RNA polymerase II. Gene Ontology annotation, molecular function: DNA-binding transcription factor activity, RNA polymerase II-specific; RNA polymerase II cis-regulatory region sequence-specific DNA binding. The transcript has 2 exons.